AUGUUUAUGGAAAUUGUGGAAAAGUAUGUUCCUAAAAUUGAAAUUAGGAACUCAAAUAGCACUCCAUGGAUUGACCAGGAUGUAAUUCGUCUUCUUCGAAAGAAGGACAAACAAAGGCGUGUCGCAAACAAAAGCUUUGACAACGAGGAUGUAAAUAAGUAUAAGCAAUUGCGUAAAGAAGCCAAACAACUUAUCGAAGCUAAGUAUACUGAAUAUUUAAACAACAUGCGUAUGUCUAUAAAAGAGAACCCCAAACGAUUCUGGUCGUUUGUAAGAGCUAAAUCUGCGAAGCCUGGUAUACCGGAGUUUGUCAACUUUUCCAACGUGUUUGCUUCGACCCCUGUCGAUAAAGCUAAUUUGUUUAACGUUUAUUUUCAGUCUGUUUUUACAGCGACUGAUAAUGUAUGCAGUAAUAAUGACUAUGCAAAUUUAGACUCCCACACAUCAUUAACAAACAUCACGCUAUCUGAAAACGAAGUGCUUAACUGCCUACAGAAUAUUAAUGUCUCGAAGGCAAGUGGUCCGGAUGGUAUACCAGGAAGACUUUUAAAAGCUAUUGCAACCGAGAUAACACCAUCCCUGACUAAAGUUUUUAACUUAUCGUUGUGUUCUGGAAAAGUGCCUUCAGCAUGGAAAACAGCUCUUAUAACUCCAAUUCUAAAAGAGGGUAAUCCCCAUGUAGUGACAAAUUAUAGACCCAUUUCCCUCUUAUCGAUUUUGUCGAAAGUCUUGGAGAGAUGUAUAUACAAUCAUUGUUACGAGUUUAUACAACAUAAACUAACCUUCUAUCAACAUGGUUUCGUUCAAGGCAGAAAUUGUGUUACCCAGCUCGUCCGAUUUUAUCAUAAAAUCCUUGAGGCUUUAGAUAAUGGGCAUGAGGUUGAUACAAUUUACUUAGAUUUUUCGAAGGCCUUUGAUCGAAUCUCACAUCGUCCACUUCUUGACAAAUUGAAACGUCAUGGCUUUGGAGGGACACUUCAUGACUGGUUUGCGGACUAUAUUACUGCAAGAUCCCAAAAAGUUGUAAUAGACGGUGCCUGCUCAGAUCUACUAAGUGUUACAUCAGGGGUACCCCAAGGGUCUAUUCUGGGGCCUCUAUUGUUUGUACUCUAUAUUAACGAUCUUCCGGAGUGCAUACAUAAGCCAACAGAUAUUGCGCUAUUUGCAGAUGAUUCAAAGGUGUCUCAGAUAAUUGGGAGUUCCAAUGACGAUAUUAACCUCCAAUGCAACUUAAAUCGAUUACAUUCCUGGAGCAUUGAAUGGUACAUGGAUUUCAAUGUUACAAAAUGUAAAACAAUGCGAAUUACGAGAAAGAAAACUCCCAGGUUGGAAACUGAUUAUACCAUUGAUAACAACUGGCUAGAAAGAGUAACCUACAUCCGAGAUCUUGGAAUCAACGUCACCAGUGAUCUAAAGUGGGCUACUCAUAUUUCCGAAAUAACUUCAAAGGCAAAUAGGACACUUGGACUAGUGAAGAGAACAUGUGUGGAUCUAAAGGACUUAAAGACCAGAAGGUUACUUUACUGUACAUUAGUUCGCCCAUUAUUAGAGUAUGGAAGUGAAUUAUGGUCUCCCUAUGAAAAAAAAUACAUUGCACUAAUUGAAAAUGUCCAACGUAGAGCCACCAAAUUUAUACUAAACUAUCCAAAGGACACUGAUUACAAAAGUAGAAUGAUUAUGCUCGAUCUCCUUCCACUUGAGUCUCGUCGGCAAAUGAAGGACUUAAUAUUUCUCUUUAAACUCAAGAAUGGGUUAUAUAGUCUUGACUUUGAGGAAUAUGCCGAGAAUGUUCAGAUGAAGCCUCAAUCUGGUUAUAAUUUAAGAAAUUCUCAUCAAGAUAAUUUUUCUGAAUUUAGGUAUAGAACAAACUAUUUUGGUUAUUCAUAUUUUCCUAGAGCUAUACGCUCAUGGAACAGUCUACCUCCUACUUUAAAAACUAUUGCAAGAAUAAGUACUUUUAAAACUGCAUUAAAGGAACUCUACUCUUUGAGACUGGUAGAUAGUAGUGACUUUUAA
This is a messenger RNA of Paramuricea clavata, 2016 nucleotides long. Lineage: Eukaryota; Metazoa; Cnidaria; Anthozoa; Malacalcyonacea; Plexauridae. The record is from the annotation of a GenBank genome assembly.